AUGGAGUUGUGCACACAAACUGUUGCAACAGAUCAUGAGGUUAUAAUUACACGUCGCUCUGGAAGUCAUCAUCCUACUAUAUGGGGUGACCAUUUUCUUGCCUAUGUUGAUCUUCCGGGAGAAAAUGAAGGGGAAGAGAAAGAACAUGAAGACCUAAAAGAAGAAGUGAGAAAGAUGUUAGUGAUGGCUCCUUCAAAUUCUUUGGAAAAACUUGAACUAAUCAACACAAUUCAAUGUCUUGGUUUAGCUUAUCAUUUUGAAAGUGAGAUUGAUGAAUCAUUGAGUUACAUGUACACUCAUUAUGAAGAACAUUGGAUUGGUGAUCUUCAUGCUAUUGCUCUAUGCUUUCGAUUACUUAGGCAACAAGGUCAUUAUGUCUCAUGUGAUGCAUUUAAGAAGUUCACUACUCACCAAGGAAAUUUCAAGGAAGAAUUGGUUAAGGAUGUGCAAGGAAUGUUGAGUUUAUAUGAGGCAGCACAAUUCAGAGUACAUGAAGAACAAAUUCUUGAUGAAGCACUAAAUUUCACCAUUACUCAAUUGAAGCUAAUUUUGCCUAAAUUGAUCAACUCCCAACUUGCACAACAAAUCACUAAUGCCCUCAAGUUUCCAAUUAAAGAUGGCAUUGUGAGGGUAGAAACAAGAAAAUACAUAUCAUUUUACCAACAAAAUCAAAAUCACAAUCAAGUCUUACUAAACUUUGCCAAAUUAGACUUCAACAUCUUGCAAACAUUGCAUAAAAAAGAGCUAUUUGAUAUCACAAGGUGGUGGAAAGAAUUGGAAAUAGUGAACACAUCACCUUAUGUAAGAGACAGAUUGGUAGAGGCUUACUUUUGGAGUUUAGGUGUCCACUUUGAGCCUCAAACAAGUGUUACAAGGAAAAUAUUAACAAAAGUUUCAUUCCUCCUUUCUAUUAUUGAUGACACAUAUGAUAUUUAUGGGACACUAGAUGAACUUACUCUAUUCACUGAGGCAAUUGAGAGGUGGAAUAUUAAUGCUUCAGAAGAGUUACCAUCAUAUAUGAAGAUUAUUUACCAAUAUCUUUUAGAUGUUUACAAUGACAUUGAGAAAGAGUUGGCAAAUGAGAACAAGUCAUUUCUAGUCAACUAUUCCAUAAAUGAGAUGAAAAAGGUGGUGAAGGCUUACUUUCAAGAGGCAAAAUGGUAUUAUGGGAAGAAAGUACCAAGAAUGAAACAAUAUAUGAAGAAUGGAAUUCCAACAAGUGGUUACCUAUUGCUAGCAACUAAUUCUUGGUUAGGCAUGGGAGAGAUAGCAACUAAAGAUGCAUUUGAUUGGUUAAGAACUGAACCUCCCAUGCUUGUUGCAUCUUGUAUCAUUGCAAGAUUACUCAAUGAUCUUUUAUCACAUGAGGAAGAGCAAAAAAGAGGAGAUGCAGCUUCUGGUGUUGAAUGUUAUAUGAAAGAAUAUGGUGUUACAAAGGAAGAAGCACACACAAAAAUAAGAAAAAUAAUAGAAAAUUAUUGGAAGGAUUUGAAUGAAGAAUACUUCAAAGUGGAUGUGGCUAUUAUACCAAGAGUUCUGCUCAUGCCUAUAAUUAAUCUUACAAGAGUAUCUGAGUUCAUUUAUAAAGAUGAAGAUGCUUAUACUUUCUCCAAAAAUAACUUGAAAGACACCAUCUCUAAGAUACUAGUUGAUCCUAUUAUAUAGACUGAUAUGAACUUCAAUUAAGGGUUGUUUAGUUACUUGUAUUAG
This is a messenger RNA of Solanum verrucosum, 1710 nucleotides long. Its product is annotated as terpene synthase 17. NCBI's taxonomy places the organism in Eukaryota, Viridiplantae, Streptophyta, Magnoliopsida, Solanales, Solanaceae. The record is from RefSeq and is a predicted model, not a curated record. Gene Ontology annotation, molecular function: terpene synthase activity; magnesium ion binding. Bases 1 to 1665 code for a protein of 554 amino acids. Gene Ontology annotation, biological process: diterpenoid biosynthetic process. The transcript is spliced from 7 exons.